Molecule: messenger RNA, 3769 nt
Organism: Entelurus aequoreus (snake pipefish)
Lineage: Eukaryota; Metazoa; Chordata; Actinopteri; Syngnathiformes; Syngnathidae
Gene: slc16a9b
Product: solute carrier family 16 member 9b
Exons: 7
Coding region: 455-1957 (500 amino acids)
Biological process (GO): transmembrane transport; monocarboxylic acid transport
Molecular function (GO): monocarboxylic acid transmembrane transporter activity
Source: RefSeq, a predicted model, not a curated record
AAUGGGUGAGGGCCGACAUCCGGGCAACUGAGCUACAUACGGGUUCUUCGAGCCAUAGCAACGAGACUGGCGUUGAAAACAAACCGUCGUCAUUACUCUUUAACCUGUCGACCUACGCUGGUUAAACCCGUCAUUCUGCCUCCAAAAUGCCGAAAAACGGUGUUGUUUUUGGUUGUGCUAACCACAACCGGAAACAGGGAAAACAAAGGUUGUAUUUUGUUCUGCCAAAGCGUGAUAAAAGCCCACAGAGACGAGACAAAUGGCUCGCAGCUUUACACCGGGAAAACGAAGACGGUUCUCACUGGAGUCCCCCAAAGUCCCGGGUCGUGUGUUCGGAUCACUUCGUUUCUGGCCAGCUGCGUGUUGUUGAUGGGCAGUCCCCGCAGAGAGCGCAUGUGUGCAGGCUGAGUGAGAAGACCCCCGCCCUCCACCGUGUGAGACAAGCAGCGACAACAUGGCCGACAUGACCUCCAAGGCGCUGGAUGGGGGCUGGGGCUGGGCCAUCGUGGUGGCCUCCUUCCUGGCCCAGCUGCUGGCUUACGGCUCCCCGCAGUCGGUGGGCGUCCUGUACCCCGAGUGGCUGCACGCCUUCCAGGAGGGCAAGGGCAUCACGGCCUGGGUGGGCUCCCUGGUGGCAGGAGUGGGCCUCAUUGCCAGUCCCAUCUGCAGCGCCUGCGUGGACAACUUUGGCGCUCGCCCCGUCACCGUCUUCAGCGGCGUGAUGGUGGCGGGCGGCCUGAUGCUCAGCGCCUUCGCUCCCAGCGUCCACUUCCUCAUCUUCUCCUACGGGAUUGUCGUGGGUCUGGGCUGCGGUCUGGUCUACGCGGCCACGCUGACCAUCACCUGCCAGUAUUUUGACAAGAGACGCGGCCUGGCUCUGGGCAUCGUCACCACAGGCACCAGCGUCGGCGCCUUCAUCUACGCCACCGCUCAGAACGAGCUGAUCGUGCUCUACGGCCUGGACGGCUGCCUUCUAAUCAUUGGAGCUCUGGCGCUGAACCUCAUGGCCUGCGCUGGCUUCAUGAGGCCCCUCAACAUGCCGGGCUACUACCUCAAGCAGAAGGCGGCUCUGGAGCGCAACACGGAGGAGCAGCUCUUCGAGAAGCCCCAGUUGGACGAGCUGAAGAUCGGAAACGGGUCCACCACGUCCGCUCAGGAGAAAAGUCUGAUGGUGAAGGAGCUUCUCAUCACCAUUGACGGCAAAGACUCCGCCAUUCAGGUGGAGAAGAGAAGCAGCCUCCUGGCUCGGUUGGGCAUCAUGAAAGUGAUCAAGAAGAAGAAGCAGGCCUACUCCAAGUACAUGCACUCCAUGUAUGAGAUUCUGCAGAACCAAGCCAUGGUGGCCUUCUGCAUUGCGGUCUUCCUGUUCAGCCUGGGAGCGUUCCCUCCGGUGCUCUUCAUCGAGGACGUGGCUCAGAGCCAGGGACUGAUCGAAGAAGUCAGCGUCAUUCCUCUGGUGUCCAUUGGGGCCAUAGCAACCUGCGUGGGCAAACUGGUGCUGGGUAUCAUGGUGGACAUCAGGUGGAUCAAUAGCAUCUAUUUGUAUGCCUUCACCAUGUUUGCUGGUGGUGCCGUGCUGCUGCUCAUCCCCAUCACCAAGAGCUACAUUGGACUGCAGAUCCUCUGCGCCGUCCUGGGCUUCUUCUCAGGAAACUGGUCCAUCACCUCUUACAUAACCACGAAGAUUGUUGGCUUGGACAGACUCACACAAGCCCACGGAAUUGUCAUGUUCUUUGGCGGGUUUGGGAUCAUGCUCGGACCUCCUGUUGUUGGGUGGUUCUUUGACUGGACCCAGUCUUAUGACAUGGCGUUCUACUUCAGUGGGAGCAGCGUGCUGCUGGGAGCGCUGGUCUUCUCCGUGCUCACGCUUCCCUGCUGGAAGACCAAGCCGUCCGAGAAGGACAGACCGGACGUCCAAUACACCAGCAACUGCAACAAAGUGGCCUCGGUGGCGUGAAUACGAGCACAUUUUGGUUAGCACUGCAAUCCAAACACUCUUGCUAUUAGCGACGGUCAUACCUGCAGCAACUCUGACUACACCGGGGUUCGCCCCGAUAACUGCUGCCAGGUUCCAAUGCACCAAAAACACUUUCCAAGGGAAAUCCGGGCCGCCUCCUUUUAAACCGAGCCUGCGUUUCUCAGGUCCAUGCCAAUCACACGCACUGCACAUCCACCCCGCUGCCUGUGCCGCGCUUAUUUUGUAGCCUCAUUUUACGAGGUGGCCAAACAAUAUAUACUGUAACCUUGCCAAAUGGCCGCUCGGGUCUGGAAACUUGAAACCACUGAAAAUGCACAAAAAGACCCUUUGAAAAUUCACACACUUUAAAUACAUUUUUGUAUUGAUUUUUCGUCUGUAUUGUCUUAAUGACUCCGUGUGUAUUACCAAAGUAUCAAUAGUUCAUGCCUGUCAACUCGUAACAAUCGUUGGAAAAGUACUUUGGUUUUUUUAUGUUAUGUGCGGUAGAAAAUGGAUGGCUGUAUGUACAAUGACUGGUCACAACAUUGGGUACACCGCCACUAAGCACAUGUCUGUUGUGCUUAGUUUAGGUCCUACAUGCAGUAUGCAGGUGUGCCUCAUGUUGCCAUCUAGUAAUGAUCAGUUUGCAUACUUGCCAACCUUGAGACCUCAGAAUUAGGGAGAUAUUCAAAAGGCCUGCUGAGGGGUGUGUGUGUAUGUAUUUAUAUAUAUAUACAUAUAUACAGAGGUGGGUAGAGUAGCCAGAAAUUGUACUCAAGUAAGAGUACUGUUACUUUAGAGUUUUAUUACUCAAGUAAAAGUAAGGAGUAGUCACCCAAAUAUUUACUUGAGUAAAAGUAAAAAGUAUGUUGUGAAAAAACUACUCAAGUACUGAGUAACUAAUGAGUAACCUGCUCGUUUAAUGAUGACGGCAACAAAUAAUGCACAAAAACAUAAAAAUAGCAAUGAGCAAAUUCAGAGCCAGGAAUAUCUCUUAAGAAACUAGAACAAUAAUAUAUAUUAAAUAAUAAUACAUUAACAUAAAAAAAAAUUAAGGCAAAUUGAGCCACAAUAACUUAACAGCACCAUAGGCUCAGUAGGCAAAGAUUACAAAGGAAAAUAACAAGUUAGCCUUUACGCAAACCAUAAACUGAUAGGUGUGGGCUGCACCUGAGAACACACUGUGCACUUCUGAUUGGUGUUUGUAUGCAUGCGUGAGUGUGUGUGUGUGCGUGUGUCUGUGUGUGUCUAUGAGGCUGCAGUGCAUUAAUAAAUGUCCCCACACGAUGUACUUUUGACAGUGAUUCAUAGCAGGGAAGCUAACAUCAGCCUACGGUGACAGCCAAAAUAUCUACUAACGUUACUUACCGCCAUGUGCUUCCUCAAAUUUGACAUUGAGUUCAUGUAAGCUUAAGCUUGUUGUUGUUUUGCCGCUGAAACUUUAUGUUUAAGUUUCAGCGGCAGUCACAUGACCAGGCGGUCAAACGUCACCAGUGACUGCAUCUGAUUGGUGAAACGUAGGCAUGCGAUAGAUCCUACUUUGAAGGUCUGUCUGACAAAGCAAAACAAACAAAGCGUGCAUUAACAGAUGGAUAAAAAUCAGUAGCGAGUAGCGAGCUGAAUGUAGAUAAAUGGAGCGGAGUAAAAGUAGCGUUUCUUCUCUAUAAAUAUACUCAAGUAAAAGUAUGUUGCAUUAAAACUACUCUUAGAAGUACAAUUUAUCCCAAAAGUUACUCAAGUAGAUGUAACGGAGUAAAUGUAGCGUGUUACUACCCAUAUAUAUAUAUAUAUAUAUAUAUAUAUAUAUAUAUA